Messenger RNA from Leucoraja erinaceus (little skate), 2215 nucleotides. RefSeq names its product cyclin J (gene ccnj). Gene Ontology annotation, biological process: regulation of cyclin-dependent protein serine/threonine kinase activity; mitotic cell cycle phase transition. The transcript is spliced from 6 exons. Gene Ontology annotation, cellular component: nucleus; cytoplasm; cyclin-dependent protein kinase holoenzyme complex. The record is from RefSeq and is a predicted model, not a curated record. Lineage: Eukaryota; Metazoa; Chordata; Chondrichthyes; Rajiformes; Rajidae. Gene Ontology annotation, molecular function: cyclin-dependent protein serine/threonine kinase regulator activity. Bases 1001 to 2050 code for a protein of 349 amino acids.
GAGAAAAGCCACAUCCUAAAUGGGUGAGCAUUUGUCCGACGUGUGUACAAUUCAACCGUGGGGACACAAGUCUCGUCUGGUGAACCAACAAGUGAAGAUUUUAAACUGAGGCGGUGUCAUGGAGAGCAGAUCGCCUCGAACAUCCAACUUCGCUCUCAGAAGCAGCAAACUGUUCCAACAUAGUUACAACUGGCACGGCGAACAGAAGUUGAUUAAUUGAAUUGAAAUCCAAUCCAAGAAAUCCUUAAAGACCGAUCAGGUCGUUGAUUCCACUGAUCCUUGAGCAGGUGAAAUGAGAAUCUGUCAGAUGCGCCCCUUCACUUCAGUUUCUAAAUAUCAGAUCGAGAACGUCAGAAUCGGAGCGAAGCUGGACACAGGUUUAGCCCUUUAGAACCUGGACCUGUAAUAAAACCUCGCAGACUGGAAUGAGUGGGAAACUGAACAAAAUGUUCAGAAUAAAAGAUAAGUUUCUAACUAUGUUUGUGCAUCAAAAUGGUCAGUUCCUUUCCAGGAAACUGUAUUAAUUCACUUCUCAUCUGUUGAAAAGAUAAUGGCAGAGAAGCAUAUAGUGCUACAUUCGGCCAGCAAGCAACGAUCCGGAAGUGCUCGUGUCCCCGAAGAAUCGGCGGCACACUUUGCUAUGGACCCGAUACUUCCUGCUCCUGCUUUCUUGACAAUUGACACCGAGGCUCCAAAGUGUUUUGAAAUUGUAUAUCUGCUCUGCUGUCAACAACUGAAAAGACACACGCAUACAAAAGAACCACUUUCAGCUGCAAUCGCAUUAUAAAUGAUUAUUAGGGAGAUUCAACCUUUCUCAUCAGUAGAUGUCAGGUUUGUCGGGAGAGUAGAAAUACUUGAUUAACGUUAAUUUGUUGGGUUGAUAAGGACCUAAGCGUUGGCGUGAGCUGUUCAGUCUGAAUAUUAAAGGAAUGGUGUGUGUUUUCCGAUAGGUGUUUGCAUUUUCUUUCUCAGAAGUAAGUCAAUUGUCCUGUUGAGUCUGAUGGAGUUGGAGAACCAGUGGUGGAAAGGACAAGUGGCUGCCGAUGUUCACCAGGCUCUGCGCAUCAAGGAGCUGAAACUAUUGCCCUACAAGAGCCGUUCUCCUCAGUUGAAUGUCCGCCGAUAUUUUGCAGAUCUUCUUUCAAUUAUCUGCAAUCAUUUUCAUCUUUGCCCCACUGCUCGUCAUCUGGCCGUUUAUCUUCUAGAUUUAUUUAUGGACCGUUAUGAUAUUUCUGUGCAGCAGUUGCACCAGGUGGCACUCUCCUGUUUAAUUUUAGCAAGCAAGUUUGAGGAAAAAGAAGAGCAUGUACCCAAACUUGAGCAACUCAACAGCCUCAGUUGUAUGACCAGUAUGAAUUUGAUGUUAAACAAACAUACCUUGUUGCAUCUGGAACUCUUAUUACUGGAAUCCUUCCAGUGGAACCUCUGUCUGCCAACUGCUGCCCACUUUAUUGAUUACUACCUCUCCAUUGCUGUGCAUGAGACUGAUCUUCAUGAUGGAUGGCCUUUGUUUUACUUGGAGAAGACCAAGUUAUACACCAUAAAGUACUCUUCCUACUUCCUGGAAGUGUCGUUACAGGAUCAUGGCUUUCUAAAUUACUUCCCUUCAGUAGUUGCUGCUGCUUGUAUAGCAGCAUCUCGAGUUGUUCUCAAACUCUCCCCUUUAUGGCCUGUGCGACUACAACAUCUAACUGCUUAUGCAUGGGAAAUGCUGUUGCCUUGCGUCAAACAUCUGUUGAUUGCUCAUAACAAUGAUGUAAAAGAAGCCAGCAAACACGAAGGUGAUCAAUCAGUUCUGCAAAUUGGACGGACAACUUCCACAAAUGAUUCCACAUCUUCACAAACUAGGACUGAAAGUUUGACUCCAUCGUUUUACUACAACCAUUUGCAUCUGCUACAGUGUUCCCAUCAACAGCCAUUGCAGCUGAAUUGCCAGAGUACUUUUACAACUGGGCAGACAUCAAGAUAUAUAAUACUACCAAAUCCUUCCAACAUCCAAGCCAAUCCUUCAGCUCAUGGACCCAUGAAAACUAAUGGCACUAGUUUAUAGCUACAAAUAUAGUCAAGACGUAUUAAUAUUCAAUUGUAACCAAGUCAAUGGUUGCUGAAACAUGUACAGCAACAUGCAUUAAAAGCUAUCUGCAUUAAUCCAAUCCAGUUGUUAAAAUACAAUAUUAAAUGUAGGGUCAAUUUUAUUAAUAUAAUUCUAUUUUGA